Molecule: messenger RNA, 750 nt
Organism: Ylistrum balloti
Lineage: Eukaryota; Metazoa; Mollusca; Bivalvia; Pectinida; Pectinidae
Exons: 2
Coding region: 1-750 (249 amino acids)
Source: RefSeq, a predicted model, not a curated record
AUGUCGUCACAACAAGCAAGCGAAGGGGUCAAAUUACCGCCGAUUAACGAAAGUUCACUUCGAGGGCCACACAGGCUUGGUGGUGCAGCUGGGCUCAGUGCGGAUGGUGUGGGGACAGUUCCGGUUUCUGUGACAAUUCCAGGUGCGGGACGUAGCACACAAGCGAACGUACGGAGUGUUCCGGCUCACACGGAUGUCCAACAGCCCAACAUGCCGGGCAGGCAGGGUAGAACUACCCAGGUAUACAAUUCUUCCACAGAUUAUGUUAACAAACCGAGACAAGUGUCCAAACCCAGCGUUGUAGCUUUUGAUGGAUUCGGAGUUCCCCGUGGAAAGAGCAGACGAAAAGUCAAUGGAUUUUUCCCGCCAGUGAAACUAAGGAAAGGUGGCAAAGGAAAUAAUAACGAAAAUGGAGAGCCUGUCGUAGGGAAGAUUCAACUUACCCCGACUACCCACACUGAGAUAAGGUCAAAGUCUGUGAUGUCACGCAACGUCGGCUAUUUCACGAAUGCCCGGAUGUCCCCGGAUUCUAUACGGACGGCGCAGACGGCGCCGGAAGGGAUUGUGUACCCUAAUAUCAUCAAUGAAUCAGACUACGAUGACAUUACUGUCCUUCCCCCACCUAAAAAAGUCCUCCCGCGUCGGGAAGUGCCGUGGGUCUUUAGAUAUAAGGUGAAACGUAAUAUGAACGAAUUGGCCAAGAUUCUGGCGAGUAAAGCCCCACAACCUGUUGUGGACCAAGCGUCAUGA